AUGAUUAUCCAAAACAUUCUGAAAGUGAUGUUGACCCUGUCUCUGCUGAGCAGUUACGCCUCUCCCGCGAAAGGAGCACCCUGGCUCAGUCUGUGGGGAAAGGUGGCAGAUUUUUCAUCUGGAUGUAACCCCUGGAGAUUAAGGCAUUAUGUCUCCAUUCCUGCUCUGCAGGAUGUCACUGUCUGCUUCCAUCUGAAGCUUGAGGUCGAACGUUCCACUCCAUGGACAAUCUUCAUGUACCGUCAUCCUGAGAUUCAGCGUACUGAGCUGGGCUUAGGAGGAGAGAGGGGGCAUUUGGUGGUUUGGCUGUUUGGGGAAGAGUGGACCACUUCGCAGAUCAACCUCACUCUGUCCCAGUGGUACUCUGUGUGCCUCACCUGGUCCCACAUACAGACUAAACCUUCCCUAUAUGUCAAUGGCAGCCUGAUAAACAUCAAAUCCGCUCUUAACACAGAUACAUCCUUCAUCUCCCGUUCACGGCGUAAACUGUCUGCUAAUGGGUCCUUCACCCUGGGUGCAGGACAUGUGAUCACUGACGGAAGAAUCGAGACAAUUCCUUUUAGCAGCGUUUCGGGCAAAGUAUCUUUGUUUCGAAUGUGGGGGAGAGCAAGGAGCCAACAGGAAGUGACAUCACUGGGUUGCACGGAGGGGGAGCUGGUGAGAUGGGAGCUGAGCCACUGGGAGACUUGCGCAGAGUUCCGGAUGAACACAUCGUCUCCGGAUGCGCCGCUCUUAUUCUACCUUUCCAAUUACAGGUUCCAGUGCCUGGUUCACGUUAAUAUCAUCCCCGGCUUAGAUGUGGCAGCUGUGAAGCAAGAUAUGUACAUAAACCUUACAAUCCCUUACCAUGACCCCGGCGGGCGGCUGCAGCUGCUGGCCGACACAAGCAGCAUCUAUAUCACACCUGUUGAGAGUUUCUCCUCGACAACUGACGACCCUACGACCGAGGACCCUCAGUCCUCUUCCAUCUCCACCCCCACUUUCACAAACACAUCCUCCGCUACAUUAUCCCCCACCACCACCCUGAAAAUUCAAACCCCCAGCAUGUCCUUCUACACUAGUACCAUCACAGCCCCCAGUUUCACCACAAGCCCGGUAAAUAUCUCUGAGCUGUAUUUUCAGGUGCAGGUGAACAUGUCCAUAACAGGAGACUGUGACCCAGGACAGAUCGUCCCCGUAUGGCUUAAUAGCAGUUUACCUGAUGAACUGAUGGUUGUCCUGGACUUGCAGCUGCUUCCCAAAGUUACAAGAGAGAGCUUUGUUUUCCAGGUUCAAGUCAUGAUGCUGCUGUCAGACACUCGGGAAAUGGAGGAGCAGAUCCGGGACCUUCUGCUAAUGCCCUACAACAAUGGCUCCAUCUCCAUAGCGACUGAGAACGUAGAGAUAAGCCGCAUAUGUGAGUUCAGUACCAGACGAGGUGGACUCUGGGUGCCUACUUUCCCCGUCUCAACCUGUGCCGCCGUUUCAGUGGAAUACACGUGUGCGGCGGAGACCCAGCAGACCCUCAAAGGCCUGUUUACGUGGCCUGAAACUUCAGGGGGGAAAAAGGCGACCUGCGCGUGCCCGAAAAACCCCCAUCGCUCCGCCACCCGACACUGGUGCGACAAACUACGGAUCCAGACUUACUGGACGGAUCCUGACCUGGAGGACUGCUACCCAGUGGUGGAAACUAUCCUCGAUCUGGACCAUGUUGAAGUCACUGCUACUAAUGCAAAGGGCGUGUUGGGAAUGAUAAAAGAUUUACUUCGAAAUCAAUCCUCUCUCAUCCAAAAAGAGCUGGACACAAUACUCAACAAGCUAAAGGACAUCAUUUCCGUCAGCGUGGUCACACCAAGCUUGGGUCAAGCUCUGAUUGACGUCAUUUCAGACAUACUGAAAUCUGACAGCAACUUUGUGCCUUUUACUAAUGCGUACGUAUGGAAGGCAAAAAUCCUGAACAUUACAGAAGAAGUAGGGGACAGAAUUGUAGGAUAUGAAGGCUCCUACACACUGGCAGCUCCAGCAGUUGCCAUCUCAGUGGUGGAUGUACUGCCUGACCAGUUUACCAGCUUAAGUUUUGGAGUAACAUCGGAUCCCAGUGGCACAAAACCUGAGAUUUUCAUCAACAGCUACCCCUUCAACGGCACAGUGGCGUUCAUCUCUCUGCCAGCUGCUCUGCAGCACAGCUUCCCACAGCCAGGUCUGAACCACAGCCCACCCAGGGUGCAGUUUCAGUUCUUUGGAAUCCCACUACUCUUCAAGAGUAGUGACGGCGGACAGGUCCUCAACACCUUUGUGGUGUCCGCCAGCGUGACCAACAGCAGCCAGCCAAUCAAAGACCUGGCUGAAGACGUCGAAGUCAUGCUCCAGCAUCUGAAGACCAACAAACUUGACAAGAAAGUGCAGUGUGUGUACUGGAACUUCAACAAAAACAACGGACAAGGAGGCUGGGAUGGUAGCGGCUGCAGAGUAAACAGCACCAACUCCGACUACACAACCUGCCAGUGUGAUCAUCUCACACACUUUGGAGUUCUUCUGGACGUCUCCAGAACCCCGCUGGACCCGGCCAAUGAGCAGAUCCUGACCAUGAUAACCUACGUUGGUUGUGGAAUCUCAUCGUUGUUCCUGGGAAUCACCAUUCUCACUUACAUAGCUUUGGAAAAGCUCCGCAGAGACUACCCUGCAAAGAUCCUCAUUAACCUCUCCCUGGCCCUGCUGGGUUUGAACCUGGUGUUUCUGGUCAACUCCUGGCUGUCUUCGUGGGGUGUGGAUGGCCUCUGUGUGGCUGCAGCGGCCACCAUGCACUACUUCCUCCUGGCAUCAUUCACCUGGAUGGGACUAGAGGCUGUCAACAUGUAUUUUGCCCUCGUCAAAGUAUUCAACGUCUACGUGCCCUCGUACAUCCUCAAAUUCUGUGGUAUUGGAUGGGGGAUUCCUCUGGGGAUCUGCGUCCUGGUGCUCAUUGUGAACAGAGAAGCAUAUGGCAGUCACCUCUACGAGGAUGUUAAGUCCUCUUUACAACCACCAGAUAACUCAGACAACUUCUGCUGGAUCCAAGACGAUGUGACCUUUUAUGUGUCUGUGGUUGCCUACGCCGUGCUGAUCUUUCUCUUUAACAUUGGGGUUUUUGUGGUGGUUCUGAUUCAGAUUCGGCAAAUGCGAUUCAACAGUCCAGCAGGAACCCGCAGAGGGCUCUUGCAUGACUUAAAGGGAGUAGCCAGUCUUACCUUGUUACUCGGGCUAACAUGGACCCUUGGCCUUUUUACAAGUGGACCAGGAAGGAUGGUUCUGCUGUACUUGUUCUCUGGACUGAAUACCCUGCAAGGUCUUUUUAUCUUCCUCUUCCACUGUCUGAUGAAGGAGAAUGUCAGGAAACAGUGGAGGAUUCAUCUGUGCUUUGGACGCUUUCGACUCGAGGAGCAUUCAGAGUGGAGCAAUUCGGCAUCGGUUGGUGUACAGACCAAACCAAAGGAAAAGCUCCCCAGGGCAACAAUGCCAUCGGUCCGUUCGGUCAAGUCCAACUCCACAGAGAGCACAUCGGCUUCGUCUGACUCCAGCCAGAGAGACUCCUUCUUCAGGAGGCCAAACCUCGGUGAGAGAGCAGAAAUCAUCAAACCUGUCACUGAGCAUAAGCUGAUAAAAAAUGUCAUAAUUGAAUCAUGUCUAUUUGUCAAUAGCAUGGCUCUUCCUCGAGCUCAGAGGGACCACUCACAAACAGGAGGGCUGCCCCCUGUCAGGGGGUGA
Molecule: messenger RNA, 3723 nt
Organism: Menidia menidia (Atlantic silverside)
Lineage: Eukaryota; Metazoa; Chordata; Actinopteri; Atheriniformes; Atherinopsidae
Source: the annotation of a GenBank genome assembly